Trichophyton verrucosum HKI 0517 is the source of this 1653-nucleotide messenger RNA. RefSeq lists its product as uncharacterized. Gene Ontology annotation, molecular function: transmembrane transporter activity. Lineage: Eukaryota; Fungi; Ascomycota; Eurotiomycetes; Onygenales; Arthrodermataceae. The record is from RefSeq and is a predicted model, not a curated record. Gene Ontology annotation, biological process: transmembrane transport. The transcript is spliced from 5 exons. The coding region runs from base 1 to 1653 and encodes 550 amino acids.
AUGGGGACAGUCGAAAAGGCUCCGGCACAAGUUGAUGGCCAGCUAAAAGAAAUCGCUGUAGUUGCUACCGUUCCAGAAAUACUUGCAGGUUCAUCAUUAUCCGAAGUAGUCGGUAAUGGCGAUGAAGAAGGCAAAACUAUGCCUAUUGGAGGCACUUACAAGUCUUCCUAUAGAUGUCGCCGUGUAGCCUCCAAGACAAUCCUGUCGUUCCAGGCAAAAGACCCCGAAAACCCAAUAAAUUGGUCAACGAACAAAAAACUGUUCAUUCUCUUUUCUGGAAUCAUGAACGUGCUAAAUAGCACACUUGGUUCUUCUUUGCCCAGCGGAGCGAUACCCUAUAUAGCACGGGAGUUCAACAUUCGAUCUGCUGAACAGCUGACUCUUCCAAUCUCUCUAUUUUUACUCGGUUAUGUCUUCGGGCCAAUUGUGUGCGGGCCCCUAUCGGAGUCUUAUGGGCGUAAGCCGGUGGUUAUAGUAGGCUUUGCAGCCUUUAUGCUCUUCACGCUUGCGUGUGCCUUAUCGCAAAGCUGGGCUGCUCUGCUGGCUAUGCGGUUUUUUGUCGGAGUGUCAGCAUCAGCGCCUAUAGCCGUUGUUGGGGGAGUGUUCGCCGAUGUGUAUGAUGAGCCCAGGACAAGAGGGAGAUAUAUGGCCUUUUUCAUGGCAUCAACAUGCGCGGGCCCAAUUGUUGGCCCACCUGUCACAGGGUUCAUAUCAGUAGUAAACUGGAGAUGGAGCUUCUGGGUAGGCUUGAUAUUUGCCGGGUUGACAGCCCCAAUAGUUCUCUUGACGCCCGAAACAUAUGCUCCAGUGCUUCUGCAACAAAGAGCUCGGAAACUGCGCAAGGAAACAGGUGAUGAUAAAAUAGUUUCGGCUCUCGAUCUUGAGAAGAAAGGAAUCAAAGAGACCUUGACUGUGACCCUGACAAGGCCUAUUAGAAUGAUCAUAUUUGAAUCAAUCGUGCUUUUCACGUGUCUAUAUCUAGCAUUGGUUUAUGCCAUUUUCUUCAUGUAUUUUCAGACAUAUCCGUUAAUUUUUCAAAUUGGCGCCGGAGUUGCUGCAGCCCUCGGUCUAUUUUUUUGCUGGGAUAGUUAUCUUAACCGUUCAAAACUUCGAAACGCUCCUUGGGCAGACGUGGAAGAAUACCGGCGACUUCCACUAGCUGUCGUUGGGGGCCCGCUAUUUGUUGUAUCUCUCUUCUGGCUGGGGUGGACUGCUUCACCCAAUAUCCACUGGUCUAUCCCCAUGCUCUCUGGCAUCCCGUUCGGUGCGGGAUUCCUCCUCAUUUUUAUUGCAAUGAUCAACUAUCUUUCUGACGCAUACGAGACAUUCUCAGCAAGCGCACAGUCAGCUGCGAGUUUUGCUCGAAGCAUUCUUGGAACCGCCCUCCCAGUAGCAGCAGGCCGCAUGUAUUCAUCUCUUGGUAUAAGUUGGGGGUGUAGUCUGCUUGCUUUUGCCAGCUUGGCUAUGACAGCGAUUCCUUUCGCUUUUAUUCGGUACGGAGAUCGGAUAAGAGCCGGAAGUCUCUUUUGCCAGCACUUGAAACAGCUUAAAGAGCAAAAGUUGAGAGAAGAACUGGAAGAGGAGGCUAGUGGUCAAGCUGCUGAACAGCCGGUACGCAGUGCAGAGAAACCAGAUAUAUUUGCGAGAGCUUGA